UCUCCUCCUACGACAUGCACCAAAGUUGGCCACUUAAACUACUUCCCACCAGCCAGCAGACAUUCGACUGAAUGCAAACCACACCAAGGGAAAAGAAUAACAUUGCAUUUUCUCCAACUUAUACUCACUAAUUUAAGAGCUCCGUUUUGCAGACUUCCCAGCUCGAAGGGGUUGUUCAUUUAUUUUGCAGCAGCAGCAGCAGCAGCUGUCUUUUAAAAUAUAUUUUGGCACGUCCAUCGCAGCAGAGGAGAGCAUCACUUUGUUUUUCCGCCGGUGGAAGAAGGGCUUGUCCGGUUUCUCCGCCUGGGAUUGGGAUUUGACGGCAGGCAGGGCGUCAUAUUGAUCAUUUUGAAGACAUUCCGUUUUUUUUUUUUUAAACUUGGACUGGAGUCCAGUUUUGUUGUUCGUCCAAGUAGCUUAAAUGAUGGCUACUUUACCAGGAACAAUGCCUCGGAUGAUGCGCCCUGCGCCAGGCCAGAACUACCCCCGAACCGGCUUCCCCCUGGAAGUAUCCACCCCUCUGGGCCAGGGUAGGGUGAACCAGCUGGGCGGCGUGUUCAUCAACGGGAGGCCCCUGCCAAACCACAUCCGACACAAGAUAGUGGAGAUGGCCCACCACGGCAUCCGACCCUGCGUAAUCUCGCGACAACUACGAGUUUCUCACGGUUGUGUGUCGAAGAUCCUCUGCCGAUACCAGGAGACCGGCUCGAUCCGUCCGGGGGCCAUAGGAGGCAGCAAGCCCAGGCAGGUGGCUACUCCCGACGUGGAGAAAAGGAUCGAGGAGUACAAGAGAGAAAACCCCGGUAUGUUCAGCUGGGAGAUACGGGAUAAGCUGCUGAAGGACGGGGUGUGCGACAGAAGCACAGUUCCUUCAGGUGAGGCUUCAUCCGUGAGCUCCAUCAGCCGCGUAUUGAGGGCCCGAUUUGGCAAAAAAGAUGACGAGGAUGACUGUGAUAAGAAGGAUGAAGAUGGAGAAAAGAAAACAAAGCAUAGCAUCGAUGGCAUCCUCGGUGAUAAAUGUAACCGCACAGAUGAAGGUUCGGACGUAGAUUCGGAGCCCGACUUGCCCCUGAAGAGGAAGCAGAGACGCAGUCGCACCACCUUCACUGCUGAGCAGCUGGAGGAGCUGGAGAAGGCCUUUGAACGGACACAUUACCCAGAUAUCUACACCAGAGAGGAGUUGGCCCAGAGGACAAAACUCACAGAGGCCAGAGUACAGGUGUGGUUUAGCAACAGGCGCGCCCGGUGGCGCAAACAAGCCGGGGCCAAUCAGCUAGCGGCCUUCAACCACCUGCUUCCUGGAGGGUUCCCACCCACCGGGAUGCCGAGUUUACCCACAUACCAGCUACAAGAGUCCAGCUACCCCGGCACCACGCUAUCGCAGGAGGGCGGCAGCACGUUGCACAGACCCCAACCCCUGCCUCCAUCCUCCAUGCACCAGGGAGGCCUGACCGCCGACGGCAGCUCCGCUUACGGCCUCUCGUCCAAUCGCCACGGCUUCUCCAGCUACACCGAUACGUUCAUGAGCCCCUCGGCCUCCGGCAACCACAUGAACACCGUCGGCAACGGGCUCUCCCCACAGGUGAUGAGUAUCCUGAGUAACCCCAGCGCCGUAUCCUCCCAGCCCCAGCACGACUUUUCCAUUUCCCCCCUGCACGGCAGCCUGGAGAGCUCCAACCCCAUCUCAGCCAGCUGCAGCCAGCGCUCUGACUCCAUCAAGGACAGCCUGGCCUCCUCUCAGUCAUACUGCCCCCCGACCUACAGCGCCACCAGCUACAGCGUGGACCCCGUCACUGCUGGCUACCAGUACAGCCAGUAUGGCCAGACUGCAGUGGACUACCUGGCAAAGAACGUGAGCUUGUCCACCCAGAGGAGGAUGAAGCUCGGAGACCACUCGGCCGUGCUCGGACUGCUGCAGGUGGAGACGGGACAGGCCUACUAAAGUCCACCCCCGCCCCCCGGCCCCCACCCUCCCCACCUUCCCCUACACCGCUCUCCUUCGCCCUCCACCACGCUCCAUCAAGCCUGGCCUCCAACUCCAGCUCGCCUCGCCUCGCCUCUCCUCUCCGCUGCUCUCGCUCUGCAGUCCGACCGCGUGACACCAGCGCGCGGGACGCUUUCGUCGGCCGACAGGGGGGGGGGGGCGCCCGCCGGGGUGCGACGAGACUCUUUGGGGGAGUUCGACUUUUCACUUUUCACGUCGACAUCGUCACCCCAAACCGGGGGGGCGGCGGCGGCUCUGCAUCUCUGGCUGCUCCUCGGAGCUCCUUCCCCGUGACCCCGAAGCCGUGUUUUCGUUUCGUUCGGGGGGGGGGCAUGACGGGACCAAAAAGAAAGAGAAAAAAAAACACACACCCACCAGGGGAUGGUUGAGCUGCCUCGACAACACGUACUUUGACCUUGCUGUUCAUAGUAGUUAACAAAGCCGAUAUCAUUUGAACGACUCUUAUUCUUGUUCCCCUUUUUGAUAUUGUUAAGAUUAUUGUUGCUGUUAUAUGAUUAUGGUUAACGUGAUUUAUGUUGUUCUUUGAUUCCAUUCGUAUCUCUUCUCUCUGUUAGAUGUUGGUGUGUGGAUGACUGAGACGAGUUGGGAGGGAGUGUGUGUGGCUCGUGCAUGUUUUGUGCGCACAAAGAGAGGAUGAUUGUUUUCCAAGCCGCGGUUCUUCUGCCUGUUCCCUGAGCUCCGAUGUUCCAGAGCGGUUUGACCUUCCCCACUUUCGUAUUCAUCUUGACAUUCCUAAAGAACUUGGCCACUCUCUGGGAAGUCUUGCCGGAUGGGCUCUGCAGGGAAUUAAAGCAGCGUUUUGGCGGCCAAUAGCUCCCCCCCCCCCCCUAACCUCCAUCCCAUCCUUAGCCCUGGUCCACGGGGAGGAGGGCAUUGUUUGCAGAAACAGGAUUGGGGAAAUUAAUGUAUUUUGUUUAGAAAUAUGGACCUUGCCAAGGGGGGGGGGGGCUAACUUAAUUCCCCCACUCCUCCCAAAUCCCAUCUGCCGGGGAACCCUGUGUGACUUUAACAGCAGAUUAAAUCACACAAAAAAUAGUGUCAACGCUAAUUCACAGUGACCCUUCCCAUUGCCAGCUAGUGUUUCUGAUUUUAUAGAAUAAUUAGCUCAUUUUGUAAAUUCACCUUUAGUUGGUUUCUAAGCAUUCCUUUCGAAACAUUCCUCCUUCUCCAUCUACAAAUAAACGACAAGCAUUCCAACGUUCUCUGUUACGAGAUCAAUAAGUACACGAGCUGUGCCAUUCAAGUGCAGCCUGGAUAAUCAUAUGAGCCAGUGAGUCUUAUUAAUGGCACAGGUAGCGCCUCUGAUUGGUCCCCCCCCCCCCC
Pungitius pungitius (ninespine stickleback) is the source of this 3328-nucleotide messenger RNA. It is a transcript of the gene pax7a, whose product is annotated as paired box 7a. Gene Ontology annotation, molecular function: RNA polymerase II cis-regulatory region sequence-specific DNA binding; DNA-binding transcription factor activity, RNA polymerase II-specific. The coding region runs from base 422 to 1942 and encodes 506 amino acids. NCBI's taxonomy places the organism in Eukaryota, Metazoa, Chordata, Actinopteri, Perciformes, Gasterosteidae. The transcript has 9 exons. The record is from RefSeq and is a predicted model, not a curated record. Gene Ontology annotation, biological process: anatomical structure development; regulation of transcription by RNA polymerase II.